Messenger RNA from Exophiala spinifera, 4068 nucleotides. RefSeq lists its product as uncharacterized. The record is from RefSeq and is a predicted model, not a curated record. Gene Ontology annotation, molecular function: lipid binding. Lineage: Eukaryota; Fungi; Ascomycota; Eurotiomycetes; Chaetothyriales; Herpotrichiellaceae. The transcript has a single exon. Bases 1 to 4068 code for a protein of 1355 amino acids.
AUGGCCAGCAACGACGAAUUCGAGCCGGACUCUCGUCAACGCAACUACAGAGCACCCUACACCUCCCGACACCCUAUCCCUACCGUCCAAAAAUACAAAGCCGAGCGAAGUGAGUUGAAAAGUCAACAGGACGAAGCCGAGUCCGCUCAGCACGACGAAGAAGAUGACUCCAAGGUGAAACGAGCCUACCAUGCCGCCAAAGGCGUUAUUACCGGUGACGAGCCUCCAAAGUCCAUGCAUGAUCCGUACAAGACAGAGAAUCGAAACCUUCAAGGCGCAGGCUCCCACACCGAACCACGACAAAGACCUGAGGACUCAGGAGACGAGGAUGUGGAGGAACAACAACAAGAACGUCCACCCUCACAAGAUACAAAGUCUGGCACGCAUAGUAAGCGAGACGGAAAGCCGGACAACGAGGGCAAAUCAGCAACCGAAGCUGUGGCUGGCGAGAUCGACCCCAGAAAAAAGAGGAAAGCCAUGAAACACCAGGAUCGCAAUGACGGGGGAAGAGAGGUGACGGACCCGGUCACGCAUCUUCCAAUAGUCAUCAGAGACUCGACAAGGAAGGAUCUCAAGCGAGCGGAUGAAAAUCUACCCGCUGUUGGCGAAAGGCCAGAGACCCAAACAGGGGUUGCGGGAGCAAGUAAAUCGUCCGAGACUCUCGAUCGGGAAAAGGACGAAAUACAGAAGAAACACAACGGGAUGCAGAAGCUAUUCCCGCCUCCCAGCUUUGACGACUUGAAAAGUGAAUUGAUAAAGACGUAUCGGAUCGCUCUCGCGGCUGGGUUGGGCAGUAUAGUCCUCCUGGUUUCUUUCUCGAUGGUGGCUGUACACCUCUUUGGCAUGGACUUUUCCCGUCAUGACAGCAGAAGGCACUCAAGUUCGUUUUUCAUGUUCAUUCCACCCACGACGAUUUUCCUGGCCUCUGUCGGCAUUGGGGGAGUAGUGGUUUGGGCUGUUCAGGGUUGGUUAGGCAAGAAAGUCGAGGAGGUAUGGAAAGACGAAGUGUGGGAUGCCGCACGGUCUGAGGAGCUCGAGGCAACUGAUUCGAAUGAUAUUGUUCCCGAGUCCGUGUCCUGGUUGAACAACUUACUCGCGGCUGUAUGGCCGCUGAUCAACCCGGAUCUGUUCACUAGCAUUUCUGACAUGCUCGAAGACGUGAUGCAAGCUUCCUUACCGAAAGUCGUGCGCAUGGUCAGCGUAGACGACCUUGGACAGGGCAGUGAAGCGUUUCGAAUUCUCGGAAUUAAUUGGCUGCCAACGGGAGCUGCCAGUCAGAGCGUUGCUUCGGAUGGGAAGCUCAAAUCUCCAAACAGUGAGGGCAAGAGCGAUAGGUCAGCUCCUGGUGGAGGUCAGAUUGAGGAUGGGGAUGAUGCCAGCGAUGAUAACGGAAACGUUGAUGAAGAGAACAGUCACAACAAAAAGCAAGAUGAGACGGAGCAGCAGGCUAUUCGCGAAGGCAUGGAAGCCGAGCAAGGCGACUUUGUCAACAUGGAGCUUGCAUUUGCGUACCGCGCGAGAUCGUCGGGGAAGUCCCUGAAAGCAAAGGCAAAGAACGCUCAUCUGUACCUGAAGUUCUACUUACCUGGAGGCAUCGCUGUACCUGUCUGGGUGGAGUUGAGAGGCAUCAUCGGCACGAUGAGGUUGCGAUUACAGCUCACACCAGACCCACCUUUCUUCAGUCUUUGUACCCUGUCGUUUAUGGGACAACCGCAGGCGGAUUUGUCCUGUGUGCCACUGUCAAGGCAUGCGCUUAAUCUGAUGGAUGUUCCGUUGAUCUCCUCCUUUGUGCAAUCCUCGAUCGAUGCAGCGUUGGCGGAAUACGUCGCGCCAAAGAGCUUGACGCUGGACCUGAAAGACAUGCUGGUUGGUGACGACUUCAAGAAGGACACAAUCACCCGAGGCGUGGUCAUGAUUUUCAUCAAGUCUGCAAAAGGCUUCAAAGAAGGUGACGGGGGUAUUGGUCCGUUUGAAGGAUCGAGCGAUUCGUACGUGACGGUAUCGUGGGGCAAAUUCGGCAAGCCGGUUGCGUCGACCAGGAUCAUUGUCGAUGACCAAGAGCCGGCGUGGCACGAAUGGUCACAUAUCCUGGUCACACCGGAGGAGGUGAACGCGGAUGAGAAACUCCGUUUGCAACUUUGGGAUUCGGACAAAUACACCGCUGACGACGAUUUGGGACGAGUUGAGGUCGACUUGAAGGAACUCAUGCAUAGCACCAAAUUCAAGAACAAGAUGUGCGACCGAGAAGACCGAUUCGUUGGCGAAGAUCCUGACGAGAAGAUGCCUGGGACUUUACAGUGGAAGGUUGGCUACUUUAGCAAGAUCAAGAUCACCGAAGAACAACUCAAAAAACAGACGGCCGAGCCGGAUAUCAAGACUGAAGCCGACCUGCGCGCCAAAGCAAGCGAGGAGGCGCAACGCAAAUUGCGGGAGGCCACGGCGAAGGACGAGAGCAAGGAAAUCAAACAGCAGACAUUGGAAGAUUACAAGGACCACGAAGACCAGUUGAUGAUUUCGUCCCCUCCACCUGAUGACUAUCCGAGUGGGGUCUUCAGCAUUCAGAUCCACAACAUCACAGGACUCGAGGUGCAGAAGCUGCAAAAGAAGGACAAGAAGAAGAAUGAGGGAGACCGUGAAGACGAGGCGGAGCACAGUGAGGACAUGCCCAGCAGUUAUGCCACCAUCAUCUUGAAUCAUCAGAAAAUUUACCGGACGCGGACCAAGCCCAAGAACGCGAAGCCGUUCUUCAAUGCCGGCACCGAGAGGUUCGUGGCUAACUGGAAGACGGCAGAGGUCAUGAUUAGUGUCCGUGACGAUCGCGAGCGUGAAAAUGAUGCACUUCUUGGUAUGAUCUACCUGCCUCUGCGACGUGUUUUCGAGAAGAGAAGCCAGGUGAUGCAGACGUACCCUCUUGUUGGAGGGAUCGGCUACGGCCGAGCACGUAUCAGCAUGGUCUGGCGUAGUGUGGAUCUGCACCUGCCGAAGGAGCUGAUGGGUUGGAACUACGGUACUCUGGAGGUCAAAUGUCCCGUUCGGUCAAAGGGAGGCGGUGACGACAACUCUUACACGCAGCACCGGAUCAAGUUGAGAACGAAUCUGAUGAGGGCGAAGAUGCUCCCUGCCGGAGACGGAGGCAAAGGGGUCUGGAAACCCAAGCGUGACAAACAAUCGGUGUUCUUGGCCGUUCGAAAGAGAUAUUCAAGUGCGUUGGUCGUGGAGUUUCGCAAGAGCGUCCUGGGCCCAGACACGACGAGCCAGUUCGCCGUGUUUUGGUUGAAGGAUAUCCCCGACGAAGAGGAAGUGACUGUAUCUGUGAAGGUGUGGAAGGGUGGAAAGAAGGCCAUCCACCGCGCAACGACGAGCUAUGGGUAUGAGGGACAAGACCAUGAAGAGCCCUUGGGAGAGAUUGAGUUGACCUUGAAAAUGUGGAGGGGACUGAGUGGUUACCACAAGAGCUACGCCAAUCGUGCGUCGAACACUGAUAUCAAAGAUGUCAUGGAAGUUCUGGAUACGGCCAACGACGAAGGGCAGGUACCCGAUGACGAAGAUGGGGAGGGAGAUUCUUCAGGGUCUAGUUCGGAUCCAGAUUCAGGUUCGGAUUCGACGGAAUCGGGAGGAGGAGGACGAGAUACAGAGAGCGAUCGUGACGAGGGACGACGACAACGACAACAGAGGCGACGUGGCAGGAACAAGAAGCUCCGAACUCACGCAAACGACGAUAGCUCGGACGCAGAUAGCGAUGCCGGGAAGACUUCAAAUUCCAAGCUGGACCCGACACAUCUUGCGAGCAAGCCCUUGGAGAAGGUGAAGGAUGUGGCGGAGAAGGUGUUCGACGUCGACGGGCACAACGACCAAGACGACGGGUCGAGAGGUGCGAGGGCACAGGUCAGGGACUACAAGGACCACCAUAGACAGAUGCACAGGAAACAUAGGGGCGUGAUGCAGUGGAAAGGGGCAAGGACACUCGACUGGAUGGCGGGGAAAGUGAAGCGUGGAAAGGGGAGAAUCGGGGAGGUGUUCGAGCACAACGACGACGAUAAGUCCGGAGGCGUUGAGACCGAGGUGUGA